GUUUUCUUCUCCCGCCAUUUGUGCACUUCCUCCAUUCGUUUACCAUUGAGUGCAUUGGAAAAUGUAUUUGAAAUAAAUACUUUGGAUAUUUUGGAAUAAAAAUAAUCACCCAAGUGACUCAUGAUCAUUAAAGUCACCUAAUAAAUUUGGAAAAUGGCAGAAGAAAAAUCUACUGCAGAGGACUGCUGGACUCCCUACAAGGAGCUCCAGAAUAUUGUGGAGCAGUACGUAUUGUUAUCAUCAGGUGCUCAGGAUCCACAGUAUCACGAGUUCAUGGAGACACUGAGGAAUCAUCGGCAAAAUUUUUUGACACUCAUGAAAAAUCCUCCAAAGAACGCGAAAACCCGAGAAGAAGUAGAAAAAGGAAUAACGGAGGGGGUGACACUGCCAGGCCUAGGACACCGAGUGCUCCCAAAGGAGCUCGUUGAUGAAACGAUAAUAAUCUCCAACAUGUACGACCUGAACGAGUUCAUGGCCCUAGAUCUAUUGUGUACAGCGCAGCUGCAGAUGCCCUAUCAUCCAGGACUGACCAGAGGCCUGACAGCAAUUCUACUGUACUACGACGGUCGAAAAGCCUUGACCUCAGCUCUGCGAACCCUCGUCUACGCGAGGAUAGGUCACAGCUGGGUCCUGGACACACCAGUGACGCUUACCAAGAAGAUAACAGAGUACACGAAUAAAAUGCAGGAGGACGGACUUCUGGAUCGAAUUCUCUCCCUCCUGGAGGAGUUGGACCCCACGCAGGAGCAGGAGCUUCUCCAGCAGAAUCGAGCCCUGGGCGGUCCUAAGCAUCAUGACAUGGUGAUGAAGCUGUACAACGACGCAAGACAAGACCUCGCUGAUAUUCUCUACCUCUGGUCAUCCCAGUCGUCCCUCCCAAUGCCCAUAACUCACCGUCUCAUCUGUCUCCUUCAACGAAAGAAUCCCGAAUCAGAGUCUGGCACUGGAGCUCCUGAUAAGAUCACCCUCGCCCUUAUAAUGGCCCUCUUAAAUACUCUGAACCUCAGUGCCCUGCACAGCCGAGAAGACGGUGAAGAAAUAAUAAAAACAAUGUCCAUUAUUUCUCAACGAGGUGCCAUCGAGGAACUGAUCCAAGAGCUUCUGAACAACAACUCCACUUGGGAGAACCAGGGACUUCGUGGCCUCGUGCAAUUUGCCCUCGCCCUGGCCAUCACCACCUUGAAAUCAGCCUCCAAUCUCUCGUCACAGAGCAUCACCAAUGAGGACGAGAUCUUGCUUGAGGCAGCCCUCUCCAACAGAGUCUUCCACUUUAUGUCCAACACGAUCUUCAAGAGUGGAGAUCUUCACAACGAGGAGUUCUACGUUCGUUAUUUUCACAGAUUUAUCUCAGACUUCAUUGCCCUCAUGCCCCUAAAAAUAAAAGAACUGAGGAGUCGAGCUGACGAGUCCAUGAGAUUCAUCGAGGCAUAUCAGAGAGAGGGAGUGGAACCCCCUGGCAACUUGGACGAUCAUUUCGAGUAUCUCAUGCUAAUGAUUGCUGAGCUGUACCACAAGGAUCCCUUGAAUCUCAACCUGGUGGUGGAGUACUGGUGCCAAGAGGGAGAGAGGACUCACGUGUCAUCUGUUCACGUUAAUAGACUGCCCUCGAGACAGGUGGCCCUCUUCAAAUUCGUCAGGCUGGCUGGGGAAAUUCUCCCAGCUGGACUUCUUGUACCCUACCUGAGGAUGAUAGCGGCUUUGGCGUCAUCAUCACAAGCUGCCAGACACGCCUUCAAUUUCCUAAAGCCCAAUGGAUCCACUGGCUCGACGAUAUCGUGGGAUCACUUCUUUAAUUCUCUAUGUCUUUACUACUACAAUCUUCGUCAGGAGCUGCCACCGAGUCAGGACACGAUCUACAGACAACGAAGUCACCCCAAGGGGAUCACUCCCCAAGAAGUUAAACGCCUCGAAGCUGUGCUAAAUGUCGUUCAGGUGGUAGCCAAAUUCGACGAGAUGUCGAGGAUAGCAAUAUGCGAUCAUCCAGGAUGGAAGGUGCUACCUCUUCUCAUUGGACUCGUCGGUUGUGCCAUGCCCAUUCCUCUUAAAGGUGUCCUGGUGCGCACCCUGGCAGUUCUUUCAAAAUCCCCAGAGAGCUCCUCCAGUAUAUGGCAGAGCCUGGAAGCUGCUCAGAUCCUCUGCACUAUUCCCACAACCAGUAGCUACCAGCCACGAGGUGUCCAGACAGAAUUAGAGGAGAUUGAAUCAAGAAACGAGGAGUAUCCACUCACCAGGGCAAUGCUGGAGCUCCUCGAUGCCCUGACUGACUACCCUAUCCCCAGGCUCUUGGGGGCAAGCCAGAGAAAUCCUGGUUUCGAUCCCUACCUCCACUUUAUCAUUAACACAGUCUUUCUGAGAUUCAACACGAGAUCCUACAAGAAUCCCGCUGAAAAAUGGCAGGUGGCUGAUGCCUGUCUCAGAAUCUUUCACAAAUUAAUUCUCCAGUAUGAGCCCAAAGUUGAGGACUUUGCUGGGUGCAAGGUGGAGCUCCAGGGUGGAGAGUCUGUUUCUGUCAAUCCUGAACCUGGUUAUCACAUUAUGACGCAGUUGAACUCUAACUCAGAGCUCCUCAAUGUGAUUCUAUAUAUCUUAGACGAGGGGAGACAUCAUCUGGAGACGUACGAGGUGAUACCUGGAAAGUCUUACCUGGAGAGCAGCACGUUGAACUGCCUGAGAAUUUUGGAGCGAGGGCUGAAAAUCGAGUACCCUUACAUGCAGAUGCAGUCAGCUGUGACGACAUCCUCCAACAAACUGAGGACAAAUCUGUCCAGGCUGUUGCUGGGGGUCAACUCAAGAACCGGAGAACCUGAUCACAUGAUCAACGUCGCCAUGUACGUCUCCUACAACACCUGGUUGAGGAGACACGCAUUCGUGGCGAUUGGAGUGAUUCAGGGUGUUGCUAAUGAACCUGGUUCUGACUCAGAGCUACUAUCCACCUUCACCCUGAUCCCAUCACUUGCGGUAACGAUCAGACACGGUUUCGUCGAGUGCCUGGACUCGGACGUGGACCCCCAGGAGACCGACGAAGAGGGACCUGUGGGUAAUUGUAAGGAGAGAAUUCUCCUUUUAUUGAUGCAGAGCAUCAAUAGACCAGCACCCAACUUGGCUCACUAUCUCUUGGGCUUCGACAUCACUAAAGACAUAAGGAAGACAGUCAUUCAGCAGCCUGGUAUCAGAGACUUUCCCAGGACGUGCCUCCAUUCAAUCCUGGGAAUUCUCGAGCAGUCACUUGAGAGGGGAAGGGAGAAAAUCACGGAGGCCUGCUACUGGUUUCUCCACACCCUGGCAUCGAACAACAAAACAUCAGUGCCAGUACUUAGAUUCCUGAGGACAGCUACCAAUCAGGACUUUGUCCAGAGACACCUGUCGAAAUUGCCCUUCCAGGGAGAAAAUAAGGCAACAGAGCUGGCCUGCAUGUCCUGGCUACUGAAAAUUGUCGCUGUUGAGCUACGAGUGGCUGGUGGUUCCCUCCAGCACAGUCUAGUUCAGAGACUGGUGGGAAAUCCAAGUCAGGAUCGAGAGCAGAUUCUUCCCUCCCAGAAGCUCCUCAUGGAUCUUCUCCACUACAUCGACUUUCAACUGCAGCUGGAGCCCACAAAAUCCUGGGAGUUUUUCGAUCCUUCCCAAGUCGAAAUGGUUCUGGGUAAAUGCAGUGGUCCAGUGAUGCCCCAUGGUGGUCCCCAGUUGGUGGACAUCAGGAAGCUUCACUCAUUGAUAAUAGAGGAACUGGCAGUAACCCAGAGCAGUGCCACAGCAACACAGAGGAAAUUAAUGCAGCAAGAGCUCCAGUCAAUCCUGGGUUACGCCCUCAAGAGGAAUCAGACGAAGACUCUGUCCUAUGCAACUGUGAAAUUCGUGGAGGGCUGGUGCCAGGCCACAGAGAUUCUCUUCUCCAUCGCCACAAAUCAGCAGCUACCAGUUAGCCAGAGACAGAGUCUUCUCCUAAAUCUCUCCCACGAUCUCUUGCAAAAGAUGACAUCCUGUGAGGCUCUCAAUGAAAUUAAAACCCUCGUAUCUGGUACUGUUUUGAUUCUCCUGGUGAAUCUCAAGAACACAUUCGCCACUAAUGAAACGUCAACGUCACCCUCGUACACAACGACGAUUAAAAUAAUCUUGGGGCACAUUCUUCAGUGGCUUCUCAACUCUGGUGCCUCUUCGCAGAAGGUUCGCACUCAUCUGUAUGGAGCCCUUCUAAAUUUCCUCUGUGUGGUAGGACUGGAGAAGGGCGAACGUCCUGGAACCUCUGACAAUACCUACGUCAGCCAGUUGGACAGCUCGCUGUACAGAACACUUCCCAUGCACGAGAGAUCCCAUAGAUAUGCGACAAUCCAGGUGAUCAAUGGAUUUGGAGAGAAACUCAUGGAUAUUGUCUGCCACAAUUGCUCUGGAGGACAUGACGUCUGCAAAAUGCUCGCCCUCUCCUGCCUGGACAAAAUUCUAGAAUUGGAUUUUGACAAUUCUUGGAUUGUCUACCUAUCCUCCAGAGGAUACCUGAAACAUAUGAUUGAUAGUCUCCUGGAGAGUGACCACCUGUUGAGGAGCAUGUUGCAACCUGAUCCAAGCACUCUGAGACCACUCUACCUCUACGAAGCAAAAAUGGCGACCUUCUGCAGAAUGGCAUCAACGAGAUUAGGGGCUGAGAAUCUCCUGGAGAACAAAGUCCUCUCCUGUCUCUCCAGCAUGUGUGUCUUCGAUCAACAUCCAGACGUUCACGUAGGUUUUGACGCCAGUGAAGUAUCAUUCCUUCCAUCGAUUGGCCAGCGUUACCAGCAGAUAUUUCUCCCUGCCCUCUAUCUGUGCGACGCCCUCCUCACGACUCUGGGAACUGAGAACCAAUCCUGCGCUGUCCAGGUGUGUGGCUUCCUCCAGAGCCACCGAGACACUGUGGAGAUGAUUCUGAGGAACGUGGGACCUCGUGCUAAUGAUCUCUUCCUGAAGGAAGUCGCUUGUUUGACUGGUGUCAUUGCGAGAUCAGCUAAUAUCGAUAUGUAUCAGCUCGUGGAGGAGGAAUUGGGAAAGGACAUGAUAACAGACGUAUCCCUUAUCGAUAACACGGGUAUGAGAGAACUCCGGGCACAUCUCUAUCGUCUGCAAAAGCUCAUAAUUGCUCUUCUUCCUAAAUUCAAUCCUCAACCCCUCGACGUGUAUUCGAAUAAUCGAGAGGAUUCUGAGCAUCAUGCCUCAGUCCAGAUUACAGCUAAUGUUUUGCUGUAUGCCAGGAAUCAGUUGCAGCACACACACAUGGACCAGAAGAUCCGGAAUCUCUUGUUUGAACCGUUUCUGGGAAAAUCUGGGGGGAAAAGAGAUGGCAGUGGAGUAAAUCUGGGGGCUCUUGUGGAUAUUCUGGUUUCUUCCACUGGAUUACUCCAUGCUGAGAUCCCUCUCCUCGAUACUCUCAUCAAAAGGGCUGCCCUCGUCGACGAGAUGAGCUCAACUGACCUCAAGAAGUACUUGAUCGAUGAGGAGAUGGAGCUUGACACCAAUAAGCAGAGGAUCGUCGUUGAGAAGAGACUUGAGAGACAAGCCAGUGAUAAGAGGCAGAGUAUCAAGUACUGCUCGAUGAUUGUUGAAUACAGUCUUUAUAUACUGUGGUCACAUCUAGAUUUUUAUGCUACUAAUGCUUCCUCCAAGUACAGCAGGGCACAAGGAGGAUUGGACGAUAAUUUUUCGGAAUUUCGAGUAUCACCAGACACCUUGACAGAUCUAAAACAGGGCCUCGUCGGUGUCUUCAGUGACAGUUUCAUAGCUCAAUUGCUGGACACCCAACACGAAUAUUCAAUAAUCGAAAGGAGUUUCAUCGAGGCUCUGGUCAGGAGGAUAAAGCGAUUACUACAAUUUAUAAUCAUCAAGUGAUGAAAAUAGCUGUCCAUAAAAUA
Messenger RNA from Fopius arisanus, 5873 nucleotides. It is a transcript of the gene Nup205, whose product is annotated as nuclear pore complex protein Nup205. Gene Ontology annotation, cellular component: nuclear pore inner ring; nuclear pore. The coding region runs from base 154 to 5850 and encodes 1898 amino acids. NCBI's taxonomy places the organism in Eukaryota, Metazoa, Arthropoda, Insecta, Hymenoptera, Braconidae. Gene Ontology annotation, biological process: nuclear pore organization. Gene Ontology annotation, molecular function: structural constituent of nuclear pore. The record is from RefSeq and is a predicted model, not a curated record. The transcript has 3 exons.